UCGUGUGCAGGUGCAAGAGAAACUAGCAGCAGCCAACAACUACUCCCUCAGAACAACUCAGUGCUGAUUAUUCCAAUCCUUAUGAAGAAUUUGAAAAUGAGUAAACAAGGCACAGGCAAUCGUUUAUCGAUGAAAUCUUAUGAUGAAGAGAACGAUGGUGAGAAUGUCAUCGGGAAGAAUGACAUUUGUUUUGAAGGAUACUUCACAAAAUCACCACCAAGCAAGCGGAUUGGAAUUCAGACAUCAUGGAAAAAAAGAUACUUUGUGUUGACAGCAAAGGACAAUCAGCAUACCUUGUAUUACUUCAAAAACCAAGAACAGUGCAGAAAAUUGCCUCCACAUGGAAAAAUACAUAUCGACAAAACAACAGUGUUAUGCCAUGGUUUGGACGGUCAUCCAAAGUGGACUAUAAUUCAAAAACUGUUUAAAUGUACCUCCGAGUCUGUGGUUUUGCUGAAGACAGAAGAAAGAGAUUAUUUCCUUAUUGGAGAAAUAAAAACUGCACAAUUAUUGCAAGGCGUAAUUGCAAGUCUGCUUCACAUGAAGACAAUUCCAUUACUUGAGGAACAAUCCCAGAAUAACCAGAGAAAAACUAACUGGAUUAAUCCAAAACCACAUGUUGAAUCUGCUUCAUCAGAAAUGGACUCAUCUAUUUAUGAUAAUCCUAGAAUGAUGGUUAAAAGAUUUUCCCAGCCCAUCCCAUCUCCAUUUUCUUUCGAAAAGCCACGCUCUUUAUCACUGCCUCUGCCUCUGCAACUUGAGGACCCUUCAAAUAUUUAUGAUACACCAAGGAAUAUUCUAGCAGCUAUACGUCAACGGGAAAAUGAAAGGCCGGAAUCACAAGACUCUGGAAUCUACAUGCCCAUGGCUUCAAUUCGCAGCAGUACAAGCACCAACUCAUCUUUCGACUGUUCAGAACAGAUUGACGAAGAAGAAGAAAAUUUUACCAAGAGUGGUGCAUUUGUGCCAGAUGAUAUCCACCUGAAUACACAUCAGCAAUGUCCCCUGGGAUCAUCACUUCGACAUGCUGCCAGUGAGGAUUCCAAUUUGUUAAACGAGAAGAGAAAGGAGUUAACCUACCAGAAAACAUCUCUCAGCAAUGUUAGAGAAGAACCAAAGCUGGAGAAACUGGAUGUUAUAGUUCACCGGAAUGAUAUGAAAAACAAUCUGUCAAUUCAAGCAAGUCAGAAAAUCUGUGUCAUGUCUUCAGAUCAGAACUGUGCUCUGAAAUUCGGUGAUCAAAUCUUGGCGAUCAACAAACUUCAGAUCAAUGGCGUCGAGGAUGUCCACAUGUUUGUCGACAAAUUGAUAGAAGACAAGAUGAUAGUUACCAUAUUGCGACUAUCUGAACCACCACAACUCAAGGAGCAUUAUUGUGAAAUGAAAAAAUGAAGAAAACUAAUAAGAUGGUUGUAAUUUGGAGGAUGUAUAAUCAAAGUACCAUUGGUCAUGGAACUGUCAAUGUUCAAUAUUGAUCAAGUCAAACCAUCCAUCAGGAAUUCAUCUGCAUUUGUUCUUAUACUCCUUCUUCAUGACCUUUUUUAAUAUUUUAAAUUACUAAAGUGGUGAAGAGUGGCGUUGAAGAGAUCUGGGAAUCUUCACGGUUCUUCAAGCUGUGUGGUCAAAGGACAUAGAGAUACAACAAAGGUUUAUCAUCUGAGCCAUCUCAAGCAUGCUGGCAUUUCCCUGUUUGGUCUCCAAACAACUGCUAAGAUCAAAUAUAAUACAGUCUUCAUUAGCAUUUAUCAACCCUCAGUGAUUUCUGGCUAGCAACUGUAAAGUGUUCUAUUUAGCCAGCUGGGAUUUCAAGAAGUAAUCCCAGUGCAUUAUUUGAUUAAUUAAAAGACAAUUUAAUAAUUGAAAGACAAAUUGUGAUGCUUUUGGUGAGCAUUAUGAACAUAUGUACAAAUCCAUUGUAGAGUGCUUGGCAUGAAUUUUUUUUGUAUUGCUAUUUAUUUUUAAAGGACAAAAUAGAAGAUGUAUUAAUAUCAUUGCUGCUACAAUAAUUUGUCCUUCAUUUGAAAGGCAAUUAUUAUUACUACUGGCAUGCACUUUUUACAUAUCUUAGAUAUUAUUGUUGCAAAAUAAUAAUAUUCAUUCAGGCUGAUUUAGAUGCAAUAAAUAGUCACCACUCUGCUAAUUACAUAAAUAUUAGUUGAUAAGUGUAGCAUCUUUUGAUUUUUAUUCAAAUUUAGUGAAGGAUAGAUUUAAUACUUGAAUAUUGUUUUUGCUUCUUUAAGUUGGCUUAAUGCUAUAACUUUCAUGCCACAUUUUAGAUUGCUGUAACUUAAAAUAGUUACAAGGCACACAGGUUAAUACAUGCACUACUGACUCUAUGGCUGCUCAACAACUAGAAGGGAUUUUUUUUUUGGCACUGACACUGAAACCAAGCCAGUCAGAACUCCAUGCUGAUCAAAAUGUGGAUAUCAGUUCUGAAUACUCCAUGUGUUCUUUCUUUCUUGAAGUUUAGAAAUAUAAUAACUAAAAAGAAAGGCUUUAUGACUUAACCAAUAAAUUUAUCAGUUUUAAAAACUUUACAUUUUUCUUCUUUUGUUUUAAAUCUGGUACAUAUAAUCCAUCCUGACUCUUUUUUGAAAUGUUGAGGAAGAGCGGCAUUGUUCAAGGUGGUAUUGUUGAAGUGAGAUAUUGACAUACCUAUAAUCUCGGGUGCACAUUGAUUGGAUUUAAAUAUUGUCAGACUUUUCAAAGUAGUUUUCUAUAUCCUGACCAAUAUUUCUUGAACCAAAAUUACUUAAAUGGGCAAAUUGGUCACUUUUUUUUAAUAUAAUGUUUGAGACUUUGUGCACAAAUUGAGCAGAGUCCUUCCCUAGAAAAUUGCCUUCUGAAAUGGAAUCAAUUGUUGAUAGUGAUCCACUUUGCAAUGUUCUGAAUCAAUGAAAGGUGGUAUGUAAAUUGGAAUUCUUUACUUUCUAUUAUUCCUAUAACAUUGUUUGUUGCCAUUGUACUUCAAAAUGACAUCUCAAAUAACUAAUUUAAAAGAGCAUAAUGCUAGCUACACUUCAGAACUCUGUGUGCAAGAAAUGUUACUUGAAAAUAUGAAAUAUAUGUGACAUCAAGGCUAUUGCAUUAAUGAUCAAAUUACUGUUAUGUUUUCUGUAAGUAACAUUCCAGCGGCUCAGUUAGACUGAGAUGUAACCUAUUGUAACUUGUGAACAAGUAUUGAAAAUUGUAUUCAUGAAUCCAUGAUAUCAUAAAAGGUGUGGGUUCAGACUGAGCAUUGAGGAAAUGCUACUACUGUAUAUAAUAUAAAGUAUCAGUUAUAUUAAAAAAUAUUUUUUAU
Hemiscyllium ocellatum (epaulette shark) is the source of this 3301-nucleotide messenger RNA. Its product is annotated as pleckstrin homology domain-containing family S member 1-like. The record is from RefSeq and is a predicted model, not a curated record. Bases 82 to 1392 code for a protein of 436 amino acids. NCBI's taxonomy places the organism in Eukaryota, Metazoa, Chordata, Chondrichthyes, Orectolobiformes, Hemiscylliidae. The transcript is spliced from 15 exons.